CAACAAAAGAACAACAAUGUAUAGGUGUAGUAAAAACUCUCAGUGAGCAUAUCACAGUAUAUGAAGCUAAGAUUUUUAUUUUUUUCGGGGGGGAUAGGAAAAUAGAAAAGAAUUAGAAGACUGUACUAAUGGGUCAGAUGUUGAUGAAAGAGAUGUGUUCAUAGCCGAUUCUUAAAGACAGCUACAGAAUCCACUGAUCUUAUGGCAAGAUGUAGGAAAACAAACCGUUCUUUUCUUGCGUCCUUGCCUAUAUCCUAGUUGUAUUUUAUCACACUAUUUUCAUGUUAACACAUACAUGCCUUUUAAAACUAAACUUUCAACUUUAAAUAGUUUUCUGUGUAAAUCAACAUUAUGGCACAAAUGCUGUUAAUACUGCCUUCAAACCUGAAACCCAAAGCACAUUUACAUAUAUAAACUUGCACCCGUUCUUACGCCCUUUCCUGUUUUUACUGUUCGUUUAGCUCAUCUCACAUUUCUUGUUCUCUCUUUUGCUAUUGUUAUAAACUUCCCUAUUUUGCCAUCGAGAUCAGAUUUUAGCAUCCAGACAGAACAAAUGGCUCACGGAUGCUCGUCGCUCAGUGUUCAGUUGCUCUGGUCUGGGCUCUGGUAUUGAUUGCACUUGUGUGGGAGACGGAACACGUAGUUCCUCCAGCAACAGGGUGAGCAAGGGGCAUCUGAACCAAGCACCUUUGAGUAGGUGGACUGUUUCUAGAUCAGAUAUUACACUAGUGGCUUAGAAUUACUCAAACCAUGAGUGAGUGUAUAAAGAUACUGUACGAAUGCUGGUUAAAUGGGUUGUGGACGUCAUUUCAUGUUGACUUAUCUCUAUUGUUUCGACUAGAUUUCCUGUCACACACAUUCAUUUCUUCAUGUGUAGAAAAAUAUAGAAAAAAUACAGUAUGUAGUUUCACAAACUGUGUUUAGAUUUCCCAUUGUUUGUGAUCACAGUCAGAUGACAACCUUGUUUUUUAAUAUUCCUCCUAAGUAAUUUUACCAGCAAAAUGAAAUUGAUGCUCGAGCAAAACAUAACCGAUUUUCCUCGGGGGCGUUUUAUCUUUCUGAUUCACACUUACAGUACAUACGAACGGCCAGUGUCGCUCAUUGUGUGAUUAUUUAGGCUGGUGUAGGUGUGUUGUGGGGGGAGCGGGGCAGGGAAACCCCGCCGGUGCCCCGUCCCUCUUCCUUCCCAAACACCCUCAAAACAGGAAGCAAAGCCGUUCUGAAACAAUAGGGGUCCAGAGACAAAAGCAUACGCUAUAUCAAAACCACCAGCGGCUAGUAGCAUGUGGUCAAAAGAGCUUAAAAGCACAGACUGUAACACAGACAUGGACAGAGGUCAAGAGAAAGACAAGGAAAAAACAGCCUGUAAUGUCACCAUCCACAAUCGCUGCAGGGACACGUUACCAAACUGUGUCAAAAUGAAACAAAAGCAACAGAAACUGGCGCUGAUGAGGAACAGUUCGGCCUAUCAGAGCGUGACACUGAGGAACAAAUCCAAUUUAAAAGAAAGACCCAGCUCGGCCAUCUACCCUUCAGACAGUCUUCGACAAUCAUUGCUCGGCUCUCGUCGAGGGCGAUCUUCUCUCUUACUUUCCAAAAGCGUCUCCACUAAUAACAUUGCCGGGACUCUGAGUGAUGACUGUCCUCUGGGACUGCGCAGGAUUUUGUCUCAAUCCACAGACUCCCUCAACUUCAGGAGCAGAACCAUGUCAAUGGAGUCACUCAACGAUGAGGGAGAAGGAUACUUCACCUCUCUGUUGGAAGAGAUGGAGUGCGAGGGGUGGGAAUUUGAGGCGGAUUCCUGGAGCAUGGCUGUAGACUCCGCCUACCUGCAGACGCACCGUAAAGAUGUUAUCAAGAGACAGGACGUCAUUUACGAGCUGAUCCAGACGGAGAUCCACCACGUCCGGACGCUUCGGAUCAUGGAUGGGGUGUUCAGACGGGGCAUGCUGGAGGAGGUUCAGUUGGAGCCAGGGGUCGUGCACGCGCUCUUCCCCUGUCUGGAGCGACUGCUGGCGCUGCACACGCACUUUCUAACACAGCUCCUCGCUCGACGCGCCCACAGCCUGCAACCUGACAGCACAAACAAUUUCACCAUUAACCAGAUCAGUGAUGUGCUCAUGCAGCAGUUCUCAGGUCAAUGUGCCGACGAAAUGCUGAAGGCCUACGCCGAAUUCUGCAGUCGUCACACGAAGGCCGUCAAACUCUACAAAGAGAUUCUGGCUAGGGACAAGAGACUCCAGCUCUUCAUACGGAGGGUGGGCCGGGGGCCUCUGCUCCGGCGUCACGGAUUCCAAGAGUGCAUCCUGCUGGUUACCCAACGCAUCACUAAAUACCCCGUCCUGUUGCAGCGUAUCUAUGACAACACCAAAGACAAUCCCGAGGAAGCUGCAGGCCUCUCUCAGACGCUUUUUCACAUACGUGAGCUGCUCAGCUCUGUGGAUCAUCAGGUGAUGGAGCUGGAAAGAACACAUCGGUUACAGGAGAUCCGUUCCAGGGUCGACCCUCAAGCCGAGGCCAAACUCCGCUCCGGGGCUUUGUUCAGACCGGCCGAACUGCUCCGCAGGCAGCUGAUCCACGAGGGCACGCUGCUCUGGAAAACCCCCAGCUCUCGACUCAAAGAUGUUCAGGUUCUGCUGAUGACUGACAUUCUAGUUUUCUUGCAAGAGAAAGAUCAAAGGUUCAUCUUUGCCAGUUUGGAUAAGUCGGCUGUAGUCUCCUUACAAAAUCUAUUGGUCAGAAACAUAGCCAAUCAGGAGCGAGGUUUGUUCCUGAUCAGCAGCGAGUCCAGCCCACCUGAGAUGUACGAGCUGUACGCCGCAUCUAAAGAUGAUAGAAACACCUGGAUGCGGUUUAUACAGCAAACCAUCAGCAGCUGUCCGUCAAGAGAAGAGUUCCCGUUAAUAGAAACAGAAGACAAGGCACUUCUGCGAAGACUGAAAGCUGAUAUCCAGCAGAAGGACAGGGAGGUCUUAGAGCUUCUUCAGGAGCGGGUGACACUGUUUUCUGACAUGGCAGAGGUCAUGGGAGGUUACGAGGUCACAUUGCAGCACUGUUCCAGAAACCUCUUCAGAGCCGAGUCUUCGCAAGCCCCUCACGGAGAACAGCUGCUCACUCAGGCCAUAACCGAAGUGGACAGGUUGACAGACCUGCUGUUAGGAUCCGGUUUUGAGGUUCCUCUGCCCUGUGGUUCCAACGGUCACCAAUACCACACCGGAGCGCUAGUAAUCAAUGGACAAGAGGUGUUGGUCAAUGGCUCUCAGGAGAACCAGUCUGCUCAGGAUGGGAACGGGAAUCAAAUGGCCGACAAAACACCCAGUGAGGAGGUAUCACAGAGGAUGGUUAAUCUCAGUGCACAGCUACACGCUCUGCAGGGUGUGGUCAUACGACAGGACUCCAUCUUAGAGCUGUGCCUACGGGAUAGCCCCGUGUCUCCAGCCACCACAGGAGCCCGACCGGUUCGCUCCCUGUCCCGGGAUGGAGGUGACGUGGGUGAGCUCACCCUGCUGCAACGGCAGCACAGUCUUCUGCAGGAGGAGCUUGUACGCCUCAGGGGAGCCGAAGGCAAACUCAGGGACAGCGAGAGAGCAAGAGGUCAACUGGAGAAACAACUCAAGGAUUUUAAGAACAAUAGCGCCACUCCGGUGGACGGUGCUGGAACUACAGGCUCACAGGCUCCAUCAGCUCGUAGAGAGAGUGAUACCGACCCCAACACUGACACCCCAUUGGCCAGUCAGGAAUCAAUGGACCAAUCGGACGGCUUGCAAGAAUGCAGUGACGUGGAAGUGGAUGUGAUAUCCGAUGAUGACGACGAAGUGGAUUCGAGAGUGUCUCCUUGUUCAGAUAGUCCUAGAGAUUUACAAGACAUUCCUGAGGAAAGCGAGACCCCCGCGGAUCCCCGGGGACCCUGCGUCUCACACUGCUAAUAUUUUUCAUUUCUCAAUAAGACUGGCCUGCUGUCUGAAGGAACGGACUCUUAACUGAGCAAAUCUUCCUCCUAACAAGAGAAAAUACAUGAUAUUUAGUUUAUAAAACUAAUCAUUUCAUUAUACACGUACAGUAUUUAGUUUUAUCCUGUAUUAUUGCUUAUAGCUUCUGUGUGGAUGUUUAUGGCGUGUUCAUUUUCAACAUGCCUUCUCUUUGGAAUCCCAUCAUAUGGCUUUUGACUUCCAUGGACCUGUGAGGUUAUGCCAAAGCGCCGUGAUUUGGAGAUCAUGCACAUAAUGGGACUUUGCACUUGAGCGGAAUAAAACGGUUGUCUUACAACUCUUAAAGUAUCUAGAUCAACCAAACGUAACUGUUUUAGGACCCAGCUCUCAAGGGUACCAUUCAGAAUUGAUACGUACUGUAUGUGAGACACUUGUGUGCUUCGAACCGAUGUAUUUACGCUGUAUAUCGGUAUAGAUUUAUAUAUGUACAUAUAUAUGCACAGUAAAAAAUAAUUGUUGUUUUUUGUUGUUUCAACAAAAAAAGUUACCUGGUUGCCUUAAAUAAAAAAAUUCAACUUAAUUCAGCUUAAAUAUAUUAGUAACUCAAUGAAUUUAAUGCAAACUGGUUGUGUUGACAAAUAUUUUUAAGUUGAAUUAGCUCAAAAUUUUAAGGCAAUCGUGUAACUUUUUUUUUUUGCGUUUUUUUAAGUCAAUUUUUACAGUGUGCUGGAGCACGCAAUGGCAGAAUAGAUCUUUUUUUCUAUAAAAGUAAAACAUUUUAGUUUGUGAGAGGUCAUUGUGAGGAAAUGUUCUUUUCUUGUGUUGUGCUUUAUUUUAAAUGUAUUUAUUUUCCUUUAUAUUGGAUGGAGACAUUUUUUGAGAGUUUAACAGAAGGAAGCCAUAACUUGAAUAGCAACGUUUAUCCUAAGACCAAAUCAACUGGCUCUCUACUCUGAAUAUGGACAUUUUUUAUGACCAUGUGAGGACAGUUUUUCACAGAACUUAGGGCUCUUUUAUGAUGGAAUUAUAUUGCAACUGAAAGCAAUAUAUAGAAAUAUAUUUGCAUCUAAAGCAAAGAACUUAUUUAACCCUGGAAGGUUUUUUUUGCAAGCCACAGUGUGUUUAUAGAGAACACUUUGUAAAUAUGUGAUGAUUUAUUGACUGAAUUGUAUCACAUCCCAAAAUUAUGUGUCUUACUACGAUUUUGUUGAUUCUUUCAUUUUGGUUUGGAAUGUUUUAGCAAUUACUUGACUUUGUGCCAAAAUUUGCUCGGCUGAAUAUUGCUAUAAUAUUUUAUGCUUUUGUUUUAGGCAGUUCAUUUCAGGAAACAAAAUCAUCAAAGAUAUUAUUGUAGGAUGAUCAGUAGAACAAAACAUAGGAUUUAUCACAUUAAAAUGUUUGUAUAGAAAAUGAAAGAGAUUUACAAAGUGGAUAUAGAAUGCUGUUAUGAGUUUAAGAAUUAAAAGUGUUCAUAUACAACAUUGUGGGGCUGUGGCUAUAUUAUCCUUUAUAAAUAUUUAUUUUAUAAUAAUGUGUGAUCUAAGAGAUGAAUUUCACAUUUCCCCCCAGAUUGUUGUAAUAGCUGCUAAUAGUUGGAAACAGUGCCAAACAAACCUGUUAACUUGUAAUUAGUUUUGCAGAGUGCUGAAAGUGUUUUUUACAUACAGAAAGAGAGCGUAUUAAAUGUUUAAUUAAAAGCAUUGUGCUUUAAACACAACACAGAACUCAAAACUCAGUGUGACCACGUGUUGUCUACAUGUGUCAUUUUAAUGGCAUUUGUGUUUCUUAAAUUUACAAUUCCAGAUCUUCCUGGCUACCAACUAAUGCAUAAGACAAUGUCAGCCAACAGACUGAUAUUAAUAGCUUGGUGGCAAAGCAUAGCUGGCAUUCACACACACACACACACACACAUAUUGUACCUCAUCCAUCACUUCUCUCUUUUAAAACAAAUGUGUGUAGAA
Triplophysa rosa is the source of this 5890-nucleotide messenger RNA. RefSeq names its product Rho guanine nucleotide exchange factor (GEF) 1a (gene arhgef2a). Gene Ontology annotation, molecular function: microtubule binding; guanyl-nucleotide exchange factor activity. Gene Ontology annotation, biological process: cell morphogenesis; positive regulation of neuron differentiation; regulation of Rho protein signal transduction. The record is from RefSeq and is a predicted model, not a curated record. Bases 1284 to 3926 code for a protein of 880 amino acids. Gene Ontology annotation, cellular component: cytoskeleton; ruffle membrane. Lineage: Eukaryota; Metazoa; Chordata; Actinopteri; Cypriniformes; Nemacheilidae. The transcript is spliced from 21 exons.